AUGGAAAGAAUUGAUUAUUAUUAUAUUUAAAAAGCCUUUAAAUACUCUUAUGCUGAUAUAACUGUAACUUGUACUCCCGGAUAGGUAUCAAUGGGAGGUUUAAAUGCAAGCUACAGUUCUUGCGUAUUUUAUGUUGUUAAUCCAGUUCAUGAUUACACAUAAGAUAUGAUAAAUACCAUUACUUAAUACUCCAGUAGCAAUUGCUAUAAUUAAGUUUCAUAUGGAGGAGAUGAUAAAUUAAGGUUAUCUGGGGAUACUUGCACAUCAGACAAAAACAUAGUAAUAGAAUAUUAAGCGAAUGUAAAGGUAUAUGCAAUAUACUUUCAAAUGUAUAUGAAUUUAUGCUAAGACUAUGACAGCAGUUUACAUUUGUCGGUUAAUAUUAAUGGUUCAACUUAUCUUAGUGACAGCUCAUUCAAUUACGCAAACUCAGGUUAUUCUUAUUGUUAUUUUAGCAAGUAUUUAAGUAUCACUCCAAAUUCAAAUAAAAUAACAAUCUAAAUUGCAUACAGUAAAUAAAUAAAUCCAGUAAUCAAAAAUUACAUUUCAUCUUUGUAUCUGGCUGUAUAAACGUGUCAACAGAAUUGUACUUAAUGCGAUGGAAAUUAAGUUUGUUAAUAAUGUGAUACUGGAUAUUAUUACAAAGGAGAUACAAAAUAAUGUCUAUAGUGUGAUCCAACAUGUAAAACUUGUAAUGGCCCUAAUUCAAAUAAUUGUUAGUCUUGUUAUCCAGGAAUUUAUUAUAAUUCAGGUACAAAACAAUGUAUUUGUGAUCCAACUUGUAAAACUUGCGAUGGGCCUAAUUCAAGUAAUUGUUUAUCUUGUUAUCCAGGAAAAUAUUAUAAUCCAGAUACAAAAUAAUGUAUUUGCGAUCCAACCUGUUAAACUUGUGAUGGCCCUAAUUCAAAUAAUUGUUAGUCUUGUUAUACAGGAAUUUAUUAUAAUUCAGGUACAAAACAAUGUAUCUGUGAUCCAACUUGUAAAACUUGCGAUGGGCCUAAUUCAAGUAGUUGUUUAUCUUGUUAUCCAGGAAUUUAUUAUAAUCCAGGAACAAAAUAAUGUAUUUGUGAUUCAACAUGUCAAACUUGUGAUGGUCCUACUCCAAAUGACUGUUUAACUUGCAGCCCUUCUUUGUAUUAUUAAUAAAGUAAUAAAUCUUGUGUAGUUUCUUGUAAUCAAGACUAAUUCCCAGAUUAAAAUCUUUAUUGCUAAUCAUGCGAUCGUACCUGUGCAAGUUGUGAUGGAAAAGACCCAAACAACUGUAAAUCUUGCUAUCCUAACACCUCUCUCUACAACAAAAGCUGCUAUAGCCUUUGCCCAAAUGGAUUUUAAAGUAUUUCAAACAAAUGCAAUUCUUGUGUAGAUAAUUAUUGGACUCCACAAUGCAAUGCCUGCUAUGCAACCUGCUAAUUAUGUGACUAAUCGCAAAUUCCAAAUAAACAAUGCAAUUCUUGCUAUGGCGAAACUAGAUAUAUUAAUGCAACAUAAAAUUGUGCUUGCAAAAAUUCAAAGGAUUUAAGAGAGAUAUUUUAUUAAUGCAGUUACUAAACCAUUGCAGUAAUUGAUGCAAAAUUAAGUGCAACAUCUCCUUUACUUACAAUUGAUUUAGGAUCUCCCUUGAUGAAUAUAUUAUCUGAUACACCUUAAUCUUUAUGCUCAUUAAUAUUUGAUUAAACUACUCUUGAUAGUCUUGGAAAAGAUUCUUAAUGCUAAAUAAAAGGAAAUGAAAUUUUAGUUAAUUUAACUGACUCCUCAACAAUUAUGGAAAACAAUUUAAUUACUCUUUUACCAGAUAAGUUACAGUUUCAAGAUUACAACCAGUAUUUUAUUAAAACAUUUUACAGGAAUGUUGUUUUUUAAGAUUAUCCUGGUGUAGCUUAGCCUUAAUUUAACUAUAAUCACAUCGAAAAUAGCUGUAAUCCUAUUAUUAUAAGUAUGUAUAAGUUAUUAAAUGAUGCAGGUAGAAAUUUUAUGAGUUUGAAUUGGAAUUUAGUAGAAAUCUAAGGUUAAAUAAGUGAUCAAUAAAAAUAAACCAUACAGGGGAUAUUAUUGACAGCAAGCUAAAGCAAGAACACAACUUUAAGCAUUGAUCCUCAAUAUAUUCCACCAAACAUAAAUAUUACUAUAAACUUUAGCUCUUAACUUAAAGUUAAUUAACCUUUUUCUCAAUAGUUCACAAUUAUUUAUCAAAAAUAGAAAUUCAUCAGAAUCAACUAUUAGCAAUCUACAUACCCACCAAUUUACAGAUUUACUAGCUUAAGCUUCUACUUUUAAUUUUACAUUGAAGUAUGUGAGUAAGGCUAAAUAACUUAUUAUAAUGAACCUGUAAAUUUGCAAUUAGCUUCAAACCAGCUUUCAUAGUAAAGCCUAAGCCAAUACACCCAAUCAAGCUAUCAGUAUGAUGUUUUACCUUAUACUUUAGCAUCAAACUAAGUCUUUAGCAUGACUUUGACUUUGAAUCUUUGCUCAGACAGUAGUGUUGUCUCUACCUAAAAGGUAUCAUUAAAUAUUGAACUUACAGAUUUAUAAUUGUAAAUUAUCGGAGGUUAAACUUUCAAUUUAGGAUUUUAAAAUAAAAUGGUCUUAAAUACUUAAUCAAGAGAUUAUGAAAUUCAAGAUCCUAAUUCUCCUUAAAAUAUCGAUUUUAGCUGGCAAUGCUCUAGUUUAUCAUCUAAUGAUGGAAUUUGUAAGGACUACAAUAAUACCUAGAUUGUAUUAGCGUAAGGAGUCAGUAGUAUUACAAUACCUGCUAAAACUUUUUUGCCAUAUACCAUCAUUAAGUUAACAGUCACUGGAUCAAAAACUCCUAGGCAAUAAAGUUUCACUGCUACUGUCGUAUUCACAGAAAUAGAUAUUCCUCCUCUUACUGUUAAUUUUUAAUCUUCACGCUUAACCAAAAAAUAUAAUUUGAAUGAUGAACUUGAUUUUAUAAUUGUGUAUGGAUUAAGUUCUUCCUCAGAUUAUUUGUCUUAUGCAGGAGCUAUUUUAUAUAAUAAUGAUGCAGUUGCAGCUAUAAAAUUUGAUUAUUUUCAAGUUAAGUUGAGAAUUUGGAAUUAUUAUUAAAAUAUCAAUCCCUCAUAACCAGCAAUUCAAAUAAGGUUUUCUGUAUAUAACCCACUAUAUGUUAUGCCAAGCUUAUCAAUAAUAAAUAUUCCUAUUAAUAUUCCUCCUAGAAACUGUGUUUUGCAAGUAAACCCGUAAUAAGGAAUAGCCCUUUAAACUGUUUUCUAAAUCUAAUUCUUGAAUUGUUAUGAUGAAGACCUUCCUUUGACUUACUAAUUCUUCUAUUACAACAGCGCAGAUGAUGCCCAAUAAGAAUUAGUCUCUCCUUGGAAUAUAGUAAGAAGAUAGAUAUAAGACUAGACAGCAAAUAAUUCUAUACAAAUAGUACUACCAUAAGGAAACCUAGUAAUAAUGAGUUAAGUUAUGGAUUCUUAACUUGGAGUUUUUAAUAGCUCUUCUACAAUCUAGGUUUAAUCUUAGAAUAAACCAGUUAAUGAAUAUUACUAAUUUGUAAAUCAAUUAACUUUAUAAACCUUGUAGAGCUCAAAUUUGUCAGUGACAGAUAAGCUUGUGAUUUUAAGCAUCAUAUCAGACGAUAUAAGUAAAAGUAAUUUAGUUUCAUAGGAUUUGAAUAAUUUAGAAAGUUUACUCAUUUAAAAUAUAAAUUAAUUGUCUCUUUAAAUUCCUAAAUUUUCCCUUUUGUCUACAUUUGCAAAUAAAGUAACUGCUUAGUUAUCAUAAUUACUGUUUAGCUCAUAAUAAUAAAGUUAGUUUUUUUCAUAGAAAAAUGAUAUAUUUUAAUAGCUUUAAACCAUACUUUAGAAUACAAAUUCUGCAAUUCAAAGCAAUGAUCUCAGUCAUUUACAGUAAAAUAAUGAUGUUCAUAUUCAAAACAUGGUAGAUUCAUUUAAAGUUUUAAAUUCAAGUGUGACUUUAAACACAAUUAACUCUCAAUCAGAUUAUGAUAAUUAUGAUACUUUAUCAACCAAAAUUAGUAAUCUAUUAAAUAAUAUUAGUUUACCAAAUUAAGGGGAAACAAUUCUAAAUGGUAAUUUGUCCAAUCUUUUGUCAGAUAAAAUAACAUAAAAAAAUUUGUACAAAUAUGUUCUAAAUUAUAAAGAUAAAGGACGGCUCUUGACUAUGUAAAAUGAAUCAGAUUCAUAGAAUUAAACUAGUGUAUUUUCUAUUUCAAGAAAUAAUUAUAAAUAAAAUAUUUAUGAGAAUACUCCAAAUUUUUAGGCUUACACUGAUCAAAUCAAAAAUAUUAGUUCAAACUUCACUUUCUCAAAGAAUGAACUAAUAUCACCUUAGAUUUAAGAUUCUUCUUAAAAACCCAUAAGUAAUUCAAAUAUUAUAUACUCAUUUGAUCAAGUAAAAUCAAAUAAUUAAUAUAAUAUGGCAUGUCUCUAAAAAACUGAUCAAUCAUGGAGUAAAAAAAAUUGUAAUAUUAAUAAAUUCACAGAAACUAGUUACAUGUGCCUAUGUGGUUCUUAAUAACCUACAACAGUGAUUGAAGAUGUCGAAGAUAUGUUUACAAAAAAUAAAAAUCUGUAGACAGCCUUUGGAGAAUAAGGUCUAUCAAACUUUUCAAAUUUUACUAACUUUUAUAAGUUUGUAGUAUUUUGGCUAUUGACAAGUUUUACUUUGGUUUAAAUUCUUCUAUUUAUUGCUGGGAAAUUUUUGGACAAAUUAACAUUAAAAAAAAGACAAUAAAAAGUUCAUGUUGAUGAAUUAAUUAAUAAUAAUGUCUAAAGCAAUUAAUAAAAUUAAGAGCAACAAUAAUAAUAAUAAUAAUAGCAAUAAAUCUAAGAAAAUAUUUAAGAUGUUUGUGAAAAUUCUUAAUUAGUAAACAACGAUUUAAUAUAGAACUCUCCUUUCUAAAAUUAACAAAGUAGUGAAAAUAUUUAACUUGAAUUUUAGAAAAUUUAACCAAUUUCUACAGUUAUUGAGCAGGAAAUAGUUUUUGAGCAAAAUAAAAGAAAAAAAAUGAAAUUCAGAAAUGUUACAAAUUAGCAACUCCAAAUCAAUUUUAAACAAUCUCAAUAAUCUCAAGAAGAAAAUAUUGAAAUGAAUGAAGAGAAAGCAGAGUCAAAUUCAAUAAAAUUUAAUCAAUAGCAAUCAAAUUAUAAAAGUGAAGAUAAAAUCAAAACAACAACAAACUCACAAACCUAAAUGAUUGAAACCUAAGCCUAAUAAUAGAAAAUUUAAAAUUUUGAUACUUAUGAGUAAAUUUCUUUCAUGAAAAAAAUUUUAAUCUUCCAUUAGUUUGUUAGUAUUUUUUACAUUUAUGAUGAUGUGCUUUCUAGACCAUUAAGAUUCACUCUGCUUUACAUAAAAAUAAUACACACCUUAUCUAUUUCUGUAAUAUUCUAAGGAUUUACUUUGCUUGCUUAGCAAAUAAUAAUUGCAUUAAUAAACAGCUUAUUAAUGAAAAUAUUUUUUUUUGGAAUACUUUAUACUUACAAAAAGGGUUCAAAAGGUAAAACAUUUUCUCUGAUUUUACAAGUAGUGUUAAGCUUAGCUUAUUACUAUAUCAUUUUAGCAAUAUCUAGUGGCAAAACUCCAAGCGAAUCAAACGAAUUCUUCCUACUAUUUUUGCUGUCUUUUUUAACAGAAAUGUUAUUUACUGAGAUAAUUAAGUCAUUUUUAAUGAUCUAAUUGAUAAAAAAAUAUAAUACAUCAAAUAAUCCAGAAGGUAUUUUUGCUAAAUUAUUUAAUAUUUUUGACUUAAAAUAAACUUUACUUAAUAUAGAUUGA
Tetrahymena thermophila SB210 is the source of this 5760-nucleotide messenger RNA. Its product is annotated as REJ domain protein. The record is from RefSeq and is a predicted model, not a curated record. NCBI's taxonomy places the organism in Eukaryota, Ciliophora, Oligohymenophorea, Hymenostomatida, Tetrahymenidae. The transcript is spliced from 7 exons.